Messenger RNA from Eubalaena glacialis (North Atlantic right whale), 312 nucleotides. Its product is annotated as histone H4. The transcript has a single exon. NCBI's taxonomy places the organism in Eukaryota, Metazoa, Chordata, Mammalia, Artiodactyla, Balaenidae. The record is from RefSeq and is a predicted model, not a curated record. Gene Ontology annotation, biological process: nucleosome assembly. Gene Ontology annotation, molecular function: structural constituent of chromatin; DNA binding; protein heterodimerization activity. Gene Ontology annotation, cellular component: nucleosome.
AUGUCCGGCCGAGGUAAAGGUGGCAAAGGGCUGGGUAAGGGAGGCGCUAAGCGCCACCGGAAGGUCUUACGGGACAACAUCCAGGGUAUUACGAAGCCCGCCAUUCGCCGUCUGGCUCGCCGUGGUGGUGUGAAGCGCAUCUCUGGCCUCAUCUAUGAGGAGACCCGGGGGGUGCUCAAAGUGUUCCUGGAGAACGUGAUCCGUGAUGCGGUGACUUAGACGGAGCACGCCAAGCGCAAGACGGUCACGGCCAUGGAUGUGGUGUAUGCGCUGAAACGCCAGGGCCGCACCCUCUACGGCUUCGGCGGCUGA